AUGGCAGCCUCCGACGCGAAGUUUCCUGUCGCCGGUCUUGCCCGUGACGGCUGGUCAACCGAGGACGAAACCACUGCAACCUGUUUUUGUGGAGCGGUCCAACUUGUCUUUCCCAUCCAAGGCUCCGGCCUGGUCAACCGACACGUCUGCCACUGCAGCGACUGCCGCAAGAUUAGCAGCGGCCUGUACAUGUCCAAUAUCACCGUCUCGGACGCUCAGCUCCGCCACGUCCGGGGCCGCGACCAGCUGAAGAUCUUCUCCCAGUCCGAGACAGUGCGCUCCGGCGGGCUCAUGACCAACUACUUCUGCGGCACGUGCGGCACCCUCAUGUACCGUCGUGGUGAGCGCUUCCCGGGCCUGACGAUCCUGCGCACGGGGACGGUCGACGACUUCUCGCUGGCCGAGACCAAGCUGCGGCCUCAAGUGGAGCAGUUUGUCGAGCACCGGGCGGGAUGGCAGAGGCCUAUUCAGGGUGUGCCGCAGGUGGUUGGGAUGCAUUCACCGGCGGAUCUUGAAAGGGCUCCGCUGUGA
This is a messenger RNA of Parathielavia appendiculata, 531 nucleotides long. RefSeq lists its product as uncharacterized. The record is from RefSeq and is a predicted model, not a curated record. The transcript has 2 exons. Gene Ontology annotation, molecular function: carbon-sulfur lyase activity. Lineage: Eukaryota; Fungi; Ascomycota; Sordariomycetes; Sordariales; Chaetomiaceae. The coding region runs from base 1 to 531 and encodes 176 amino acids.